Molecule: messenger RNA, 1241 nt
Organism: Pseudonaja textilis
Lineage: Eukaryota; Metazoa; Chordata; Lepidosauria; Squamata; Elapidae
Source: RefSeq, a predicted model, not a curated record
GGGCCGUGGCUACAAGUAGCCGCUGGCUCCGGUUAGAAUUUUUGAGGAAAUUAGCCGUUUUCUUGUAGCCGUCCUUGGUGACGUCGCGUAGUUCUUAUUCACUGGUUUGUCAUUUGAAAGGACAAGCAAGCAUAUCCUGGGAAAGGUGGCUUUUGUGGAGGAGAUAAGCGCUCUAUUCCCUCAUUUCCGUUCCUUUGGCUUUGCUGUUGCUUCUGUCGAGCGCUGUCGUCUUCUGGGGCGCGUAUCGGCGGCUUGAAUUCAAGGAAUGGCAUCAUCCCAGUCACUAAAUGUGAACCAUCGCAUGCAGCGUACAGCAACACUUUCUCGGCAAGUUCUGGAGCGAGCAAAAAAACGGAAAUUGUACUGGUGCCAUCCUUCUCAUCACCAAAGUAGGACCUUUCGGGGAGAGGUUGAUGUUCCUCUUGAAGUUGCUUUUGCUGCAGUUGCUGAACACUUGGCCUAUAUCUCUGCAGUUUGUGAGGAUUACUACUGUUCAGUACCACCAUUUCAGUUUGAUGAGAAUGAAAUUGAACAUAUUUUUCGCUACCACAGCAGGGAAGCAUCUCAAAACUUGCUAAGAGCAUUUGAAGAUGAGGAAAAGAAAAAUGCUCCAAUAGUGAAAAAGCAAAAUGUUUCAGGAGUGGAAAAGCCUGAGCGUCACAAAAUUACUUUUAGUGAACCAACUGCUGUAAUUCCAGCUCAGCCAUCUGUAUCAGAAGAGAUCCUCAUUGACGUGUCACCUGGCUCAUACAUAAUCAAUACAACUUCAUAUGAUGACACAAUCAAAGAAGCACAUCUAGUAAAUGUUCAGCCAGGAAAAAGUGCCAAGUCUGGAGAAUCCACAAUCUUUGAGAUGAUACUUUAUGGCACUUCCAAGCAUCUUUUGCCAGUGUGAUCUACAAUAGAAGAAAACAGGUCAGAAUUGUAUCUGUGGUAUUGAAUAGGAGGGGGGAGUACAAAAUUGGCCAAUUUUAGUUAUGGUGUAUAAUGGUUAUCUUGAUUAAAUAGGCUUUUGUGAGGGAGAGAUGUAUGAAAUAAUGCCCAGAGGGGGAGCUGGUGUGAAGGACUACAGUGAGGUGGCAGUUUCCCAGGAAGACAGGAGCACUUUCCAGAAAGUGAGGGGGGAUGAGACAGGUGGCAGCAUAGCCCUGAGAUGGAGAGGAAAAAGUUGGUAUAGCCACUCUCUAGGAUCUCCUAGGAAUAUCCAAAAGGAUUUAGGGUGUCAAGAUUUUGUCUGUUAU